UAUAGUAAGGCAUUGAAACUAGUUAGUCAUACCAGUUCUGUUUUCUUCCUAUACACAUCUCCAUGAUCCAGCACUUUCAUGUUCCGCAUUUGGAACUUUUCUUCUCAUUUUGUAAGUAGCUGAAUUUCCGAUGCAGCAAUGCACAUAUUUCAGUGUCAAUUAACCCAUUUUGCUCUCAAACUCACUGGGAGCAGAUAUACAACAAGGAGGAUGUUUUCCCUGAGGCUUCUAUCAACCCUGCUCCUUUUAUUCAGCCAAGACCAAAGGGUGACACCUUACUCAUUUGAGAAAUGUGAGGUGCAUGAAAUCUGGGGGAACAGAACAAAAGUUCUGUGCUACAACAGGAACUUGAAAAACGUCCCAACCCACCUACCUGGCAAAGUUGAUGCGUUGGACUUGUCUGAGAAUAAAAUUAGAAGUCUGGGGAGGACUGACUUCAGAAACUUGAGUCACCUUCAAGUUCUGAACAUUUCUCAGAACAAAAUAGAACACAUCGAAGGAGGUGCUUUCAUACACACAAGCUGCCUGGAGUUCUUGAACCUCACUGCAAACCAACUGACUCUUCUCUCCAGCUCCAUGUUUGAUGGGCUUACAAAUCUCAGGAUCUUGAUGCUUGGCAACAAUCAAAUACUCAAGAUUGAACCUUAUGCCUUUGCCCAUUUGGAGAAAUUAAAGGUAAUGGAUUUAUCUUCAAACAGAUUGUAUACCAUGAAUGCUAUGCAUGCUGUGUUUAAAGUGGAAUCCUUGGAGGAACUGCACAUCAAAGACAAUGGUCUGCAGAAUUUCUCAACCGAACAGAUCAUUAGUGUACCUGAGCAGCUUCGUGAACUGGAUGCAUCUCACAACCCAAUUUCUCUCAUUGAUGUUACAACCUCAGUUUUACAAAGCCUUUCUUCACUUGAUUUAUCCUUCUCUAUCCCUAAGAUCUCCAUUAUAUGGUUGAUACAAGACCCUUGCUUCUUAAAAGGCUUAAAGACAUUAUUUUUAGGAGGUAUAGCUAUGAAGCCAUCAGCUAUCUCAGAGGUGAUCCAAAUGAUCAAUUGCACCUGGCUAGAGGCUAUCCACCUAAACCAGUUACACCUGACUGAGUCAGAUGGACUCAUAGAGCAGGUAUGUCUAAGCCAUGGAAAUGUUGAGACUCUUAACUUACAGCACAAUUCGUUCACAAGUGUUAAUGAAGGAGCCUUUGAAAACUGCACACAUCUAAGGUACCUGAAUAUGGCAUUUAACAAGCUGAAAGUGCUGCCAAUGACACUGUUUCAGUCCUUGCAUUCUUUGAAACUUCUUUCUUUGGCAAACAACGAGUUCACAAUGGUGCCAAACGCUACCUCUAACAUGGCAUCAUUAGAAUGCCUGGAUCUUAGUUUUAACAAAAUCUAUAGAAUUCUUCCAGAUGACUUUGCCCAUCUAAAUAAUUUGAAGAGUCUCUAUGCCACUGGAAACCGUAUCUCUCAUGUCCAUUCAAAUAUCUUCGGUGACCUGCACAGCUUGCAAGAACUGCAUCUUGAAAUAAAUAUUUUGACAGAAAUCAAUGAACCUUUCCCAGGAAGCUUAAAGAAUCUGGAAACCCUGAUACUAAGGCAAAAUAAACUGGAUUCGAUAACAAAAGACGUUUUUAAGAAUCUUACUUCUCUGCUGGUUCUUAACCUGGCAGACAAUCAGAUUGCUGCUAUAGAACCUGGAGCCUUUGAAGGUUUGAGUAACCUGCAGAGCCUUGUUCUUGGUAGCAACAAGAUCAGCAAAGACACUUUCCAGGAAGGGCUAUUUCAAGGUUUAAGCUCUUUAGUAGACCUAGACCUUUUUAACAAUUAUAUCAGUUACAAGUCCUCCAAAAUGCUUGCCAAUCCUCCCUUUAAACUGCUGAAGUCCUUAAAGAAAUUUAAUGUAAACAGCCAACGUCAUAACGGACUUGAACAUUUUCCAGUUAACUUCUUACAAGGACUGGAGUCCAUUGUGCAAAUCCAUGCAGGCAACUUGGCAAUAUCUUUUUUGGAUCCCAAGACUUUUGAAUACACCCCUACGCUUGAAGAGCUUGAUUUGAGUGAUAAUUCUCUUAACAAUGUUAGCAAUAUGCUCUUCUGGCCUGUACCAAACCUGACGGAGCUGCACCUCAAUAAAAAUGGACUAAAUUCACUCAGCUUUGUUUCCCAUGGCAACCUUUCCAAGUUAACUCUUUUCAGAGGAGCUGGAAACCAAAUAGAUGUUAUCACAAAAGAACAAAUAAGAGCUUUGCCUGCCCUUCUUUUUCUAGAUCUCAGGCAAAAUACGUUUGCCUGUUCCUGUAGUAAUGAAAUGUUCCUCAACUGGUCACUAAAGGAUCCCAAAACUCAGGUGCUCCAUUUCUACCAAUAUAUCUGUGCUUCCCCUUCAGCACAAAAGGGGCAGAAAUUGUGGACCUUUGAGACGUCUUCUUGCAUCAUUGACUUUGGCUUUAUCCUGUAUAUCACAAACACAUCUGCAGCUAUUUUACUGAUGCUCGUCUGCUUCAUUUAUCAGUGGAGGUUGCACAUGAUCUACAGUUACCACCUACUACUUGCGUACUUCAUUGACAAGAGGGAAAAAAGGAAGAAGCGAGCCAUGGGUUAUGCUUAUGACGCUUUCCUUUCUUACAACACACACAAUGAAGAGUGGGUGAUAAAUGACCUCCUGCCAGUGCUGGAAAACCAGUAUCAUUGGAAGCUCUGUCUUCAUCACCGAGACUUUGAGCCAGGACGGUCCAUCCUGGAAAAUAUUGUAAACAACAUCUACGCAAGCAGGAAAACCAUUUGUAUCAUAAGUCGCCACUACCUGGAAAGUGAGUGGUGCUCCAAGGAGAUUCAGGUGGCCAGCUUUCGCCUUUUUGAUGAAAACAAGGAUGUCUUGAUUCUCAUUUUUCUGGAGGACAUUCCUAGUGAGUACCUAUCACCCUACCACAGAAUGAGAAAACUUAUUAGGAAGAAGACAUACCUCAAAUGGCCCCAGGAUGAGAAGGAAGUUGCAUUGUUUUGGCAAAAGCUCGAUAUGGCUAUGAAGACAGGUGAAGGAAAAGAAGAGGAACACCCCAUUUUGCCUAGAUUUGCUCCGGAUGAAGUGCCAUAAAGGAAGUAUUCUGUGGGGGGAAAUGCCUUCUAUGUAUAUUAUGCCUCAUUCGGCACAACACUUUAUACAGUGGCAUUACAAACAGAUCACAACAAUAGCCACUGACACUGACAAGCCACCAUUCUGUCCCCAUCAGGUAUGUUUUACAGGGCCAGUUGCGAUGAAACUUUUUUUCCAUGGAAUAAUAGAUGUGGGGGAAAAUAUAGUUGGAGAGCGUGACAUUCAGUGGUGGUGAGGGCAGGAUACUAGAUUCCUGCAAAUCCAAACUUGCAAUCUGAUCCUAUGCAUACUUACUUAGAAGCAAUUGCUACUAUGUUCAAUGGUCUUACUCCCAUGUAGUUUGCAUAGGAUUACAUGCUGCAACCCUGUCAUAGCUGUCAAGUUCUUCCUUUUUUUAAGGGAAAUUCCCUUAUGCUGAAUAGGCUUCCUCGCAAGAAAAGGGAAAACUUGACAGCUAUGAAUCCUGUGCAUCUGAGUGUAAUCCCCAUGAACACAGUGGGACUUACUUCUGAGUAAACCUCCACAUCUCUGGACGGGCAGGCGAGGAAAGGACAUGUGUAGCAAUAGUCUGGCGACUGUAGGUGGUGGGUAAAUAAUAUUGAAACAAUGACACUCCUAAACUGCCAUCAUACCAUAUGUUCCAAGACCAUAUUUUGUUCUAAAAGGAGACCCACCCACAGAUACUCACGAAAGAUUGAAAGUAGAAUAAAAUGGGAACUUGUUACAAAAGAAUCACAUUGCCAGCCAGCAUGACAAUGCCAAGAUAAAAUUAACAAAAUACUUUCUGUUCCUGUACGGCAUUAUGAUCUACAGAAGGGCAUAUACUUCAGCUUUUUAUAAACCUUUUACUAAAGUUAUAUCUUCAAAAAUAUUUGGCUGCAUGCACCUUUAUUUACCAAAGUCUGCUGCUGUUCUUGUUGUUCUCUUCUGUUGAGAGAUGAAUGUGCCGCGCAAUUAAUUCUCAAGCAUACUACCAUGUUCUCCUUCCCUCCUCUUGUCAUCUCAGGUGAGUGUCAUUUCCCCCCAGCUAUGGCAAUAGUGCCGCCUGCUUUAAAGAUAAUUGCAUGGGAUCCAUCAUGAAGCGCUCUAGAGUAGAAGCAAUCCUGAAAAAGGAACAUCCAGAUGUAAUUGUGAUACAAAAGAUGCAAGCGGGGCGUAGAAAGGUAAAACAUCUCAAGGGCAAAUGGUUAGGCAACUAAACCUAUGCUCUGGGGUCUUCCAAAACAAGGGGGGUGGCAAUAUUGAUUGGAAAAAGAAACUUUGGCUAAGAGUCAUAAAAGUUACCUAUUUGGAUCUAACAAUAAUUCCUAAUCAGCAGGGAUAAAAGAAGGGUAAAAAAACUCAUGCGACUUUCUGCUUAUUUGGGUAUAUAUAUAGCAUAUGAUCUGUUGUUUCUGGGGGCAGAAAAUAGGUCUAGUUGAACCAUAUGCACUACAAAGCACUUAUUUCAAGGUGCUUUGGGAAUAAAUUCAAGCUGAUUGCACAGCUCCUGGUCUAUGGAA
Zootoca vivipara (common lizard) is the source of this 4580-nucleotide messenger RNA. RefSeq lists its product as uncharacterized. Gene Ontology annotation, biological process: inflammatory response; toll-like receptor signaling pathway. The record is from RefSeq and is a predicted model, not a curated record. Gene Ontology annotation, molecular function: protein binding; signaling receptor activity. NCBI's taxonomy places the organism in Eukaryota, Metazoa, Chordata, Lepidosauria, Squamata, Lacertidae. Gene Ontology annotation, cellular component: plasma membrane.